UGAUGCCAGCUUGCUGCCGUUCGGCGCUGUUCAUGGAAGCCAAAUUUUGCACCCCUGCAGCGGCGCCCGUGGUAGGGGCAGCCUGACAACUCGACGAAGAAUACUGCUCGCUGCGCUGCAGUACUUUGCGCAUUAACUUCCAUUUGGGUGCGAGGCUAGCAUCAUAUCGGUACCGCGACCCCACGGCGGCACAGGAGCGGGAUUAACAGGUGAUUCCACCCGCGACGAUGCGCCGCCACGCCGCGGCCAUGCUGCUCCUCAUGCACGAAGCCCAGGCCGGCUGCGAGGGCAACUGCGCGGCCCCGAUCAAUGUGACGUGCGGCUCCGUCUUAGUGGUGGGAGACAGCACAACUGACGAGUACAUGCCCGAGCUGCGCGCCCUGCUGGCGAAUCUGGGCGUGGGCCAUAUAUAUAUAGCCCACUCCGCGUCUGAUGGUGAAUGCGGCUCGAGUUUUGGAUUAAAGAGCUGCAUUGAGCCUUACCUCCAAUAUCAUUGGUCGGUCAUUGUUAUAGGAUGGGCGCAUAGAGAUAUUAAACCGAAUAGUUACGGCGUCGUGACGGUGUCCGAGUACCGGAAUAAUUUGUGGGAGACGUAUACAUCACUAAAAGGGAGCCUGGCGCCGGGCGGCUCCAUGGUGUUUAUGACGGCCGUGCCGGUCGGCGCGUCCUACGAGCAAAGAGAUAAUGAGGACGCGAAGGAACUCAAUGACGAGGCCCUGCGACUCUUUGAACAUGAGGACAUGACGAUUGUUGAUCAUUACGAUAGGAUCGUGGAGACGUGCCGGCGCGACCCCGGCUUAUCUUGUUACCCCGAGACCUGCGACUGCGCGCGGCUUCAAAGUGAUGGCGUCCACGGUACGAGUGAAGGGCGCUGGCACAAGGCCGUCGCGGUCGCGGACGCCGUCGUCUCACAUUACGUGCCGACCGAUUUUAGUGAUGACUGCUCGCCGGCCGUGACGAACCCAAAAAUCUACGACGACCGGCCGGGCGGCGAGCUGGCCCUGGGGAGUCGCCUGGUGCUCUGCCUCGCCGCGAUCGGCGCGUUGAUCGUGCUGAACGCGUGCCUCGUCGUCGCGCUGUGUCGCCGCCGCCGGAAGGCGUCCGAAGGAGUCACGCCGACCGUGCGGCCGACGUCGCCUAGCCUCUGAGCUAAUGUGUGUUCGUAGUUA
Messenger RNA from Pelagomonas calceolata, 1169 nucleotides. The record is from the annotation of a GenBank genome assembly. NCBI's taxonomy places the organism in Eukaryota, Pelagophyceae, Pelagomonadales, Pelagomonadaceae.